CUCAGACCAGGCUCAGACCAGGCUCAGACCAGUCCCAGACCAGGCUCAGACCAGGCUCUGACCAGUCCCAGACCAGGCUCAGACCAGGCUCAGACCAGGCCCAGACCAGUCCCAGACCAGUCCCAGACCAGGCUCAGACCAGGCCCAGACCAGGCCCAGACCAGGCUCAGACCAGACACAGACCAGGCGCAGACCAGGCUCAGACCAGGCUCAGACCAGGCUCAGACCAGGCCCAGACCAGGCUCAGACCAGGCUCAGUUGCAAGCAAAGUUCUUGAACAGAACUGUUUGGGACUUUUUCACGUCGCCAUGGCGUCCACAGGUCUACAGCUACUUGGCCUCCUGUUAGCUGUGAUGGGCUGGGUGGGCGGGGCUCUCGUCUGCGCCGCCCCCUUGUGGCGAGUCUCCGCCUUCGCGGGCGGAGAGAUCGUGAUCGCCCAGGUUCUCUGGGAGGGGCUAUGGAUGACGUGUUUGUCUCAGAGUACGGGACAGAUCCAGUGUAAGACUUAUGACUCUACCCUGGCCCUCCCCAUCUCCGCCCAGGUGUCCCGUACCCUCUCCGUGCUCUCCCUCCUCCUCUGCCUCUUCGCACUCCUGCUUGGCGUGGCCGGGGCUAAGUGCACCAAGUGUCUAGGGGAAGGAGCCUACUUGUCCAAGGCUAGGCUAGCCCGCGUGGCUGGGGCUCUAUUCUUCUUCUCCGGGCUGCUCUACCUGAUACCCAUCUGCUGGACGGCCCACGCCGUGGUCAGGGAUUUUUACGAUCCAAAUGUCGCCGCGCUGCUGAAGAGAGAGUUAGGCCCCGCCUUGUAUCUAGGCUGGGGGGCGGGAAUCCUGCUGCUGGUGGGAGGGGCUCUGCUGAACGCAGGCUCCUCCCCUCCAGGGGUUAGGGCAACACCUACUUUUGGGGGAGGUGGGAGGAGUAACCCACUGCCUGUGGUGGUAGAGGAGAAGGAGUAUGUCUGAACCGUGCCACACCAGGGUUGUGUUCAUUACGUUGAGAGAAAAUGGACUGAAACAGGGAGGGACUACCUGAACGUGUCCAAUAAGAAAUGUUCAUUUUCAUUGUCCAUUGUAAAACAUUUUGCAACAUUAUGCCCUAAUGAAAACAACCCCAUCACUAAAUUCUCAGUGAAGGAGAGACAUGUCAAAAUGUAAAUAAGAAAAUGCUUAUGAUUACAUUUCAGAAAAUGUGCAUGAUUAUUUUCCAUUUCUUAAGACCACUUGUAGACAGCUUUGUUAUUUUGCUAUGACAUCAUCUUCUAGUUGUUUUUAUUAUGACAUCAUCUUCUAGUUGUUUUCAUUAUGACAUCAUCUUCUAGUUGUUUUCAUUCUGAUUUGAGUUUUCUGUGUUAACUUCUUCUUAGUGAGUGUAAUUUAUAAAUGAAAUAAUAAAGUGUUUUACAACA
Messenger RNA from Salmo salar (Atlantic salmon), 1405 nucleotides. Its product is annotated as claudin-6-like. Lineage: Eukaryota; Metazoa; Chordata; Actinopteri; Salmoniformes; Salmonidae. Gene Ontology annotation, cellular component: membrane; bicellular tight junction. The record is from RefSeq and is a predicted model, not a curated record. Gene Ontology annotation, molecular function: structural molecule activity.